This is a messenger RNA of Notothenia coriiceps (black rockcod), 1774 nucleotides long. RefSeq names its product C-type lectin BML-1-like. The record is from RefSeq and is a predicted model, not a curated record. Lineage: Eukaryota; Metazoa; Chordata; Actinopteri; Perciformes; Nototheniidae. The coding region runs from base 192 to 830 and encodes 212 amino acids. The transcript has 3 exons.
UGUGUUGAAAAACCCCAGAACUACAAAGUACAAAUGUGUGGGAUUGAAAUGUAAUAUUUUAUAUUAUAAAGGCAUAAAUACCACUACAGAUGUGGCAUUGAUGUCAGGCUGUAUGUUGUGGUGCCUCUACUCAGCUUGUCUGUGGUCCAUUUUCAGGGCAGAAUGCAAAAUUUGUCCCUAUUGACAGCCUAAUGACAUGGACUGAGGCCCAGAGCUACUGCAGAGAACACCACACAGACCUGGCCAGUGUGAGAAACCUGGCAGAGAACCAGCAGAUUGAUGAGCUGUUAACUGGAGGGGGUAAGCAUUGGAUCGGCCUUUACAGAGACUCCUGGAAGUGGUCAGAUGGAAGUAACUCCUCCUUCAAGUACUGGGCAGAUUAUAGACCUAAACACAGAGCUUUAAAGGUUUGUGUGGCUGCAGCUUUCGACAACUCUGGAAAAUGGGAGGACUUGGACUGUGGAGUGGAGAAACCAUUCAUUUGCUACGGACGUGAUAGUUGUGCCUGUUUCAAUGCAAGUGAUAAAGGUGAGGGUGGAGAAACCAAACUGUGUGGAUCUGAAAGACCCCGCUUUUCUGGAUGCGAUGUUGGUGGAGGCGAAAAAGAACCUAAGGGCCCAGGGAUUGGACGACAACGUCCAACUGGCCUGGAGGAAGCAGCCGGAUGGACAAGUCUUCAAGAAGGAGGAGAAGAAGAAGAGGGACGAGCUCUAAAGCUGAAUUGCUGUGUUGGCUUUUAUCAGAGAAAAGUGUAUUUCUUUCCUCAAAGUCCUCGUGUUACAGAAUUCAGCUGCAACAAUGAUCUGAAUAAUCUAUCAGUAGCGAGAUAAGAUAAGGGUUGUAAUGUUUUCUCUUGUUCUAUAUGGUUUUGAAGUUAAUAUGUUUGGGGUUUUAACUGUUCAUGUAUCUGCUUGACCUGCGAAAAACUGGAUUUAUUUUCUAUUUUGUGACUUUUUAUGUUUUUUUCAGAUAAAAUAUAGAAGAGACAUUUUAAAAUAAUAUAAUAUUUGAUAGAGGGCAAUUCCAGGAAAUCUUAUUACCAAUCAACAUGAUGACCUCUAAUGCAUCUUUAAAGUCAUUUUCAUAAAAAAAAAAUGUAAUUCUUCAUUUGAAACUUAUAUUUUAUCCUAAAAAUGUGUUGUGCAAUUACUCACUGUUAUUAAUAUCUUCAAAUGAGUUAAACAUUGUGUUUAUGCUCCUUUUCUUUAGGGAUGAAACUUUAAGACAUGUUCCUCUAAUUGGUGAAUCAGCUUCCAGAAUAUUUAGAUGUAAUGCUUUUCUUUGUGCUAUGUGGUCAUAAACUGAAUCUCUUCGGUUUUAAUUCCCUCUGGCUGUGGGAUAUAUAAGAGGCAUUUUACUCUUUUGUGUGACAUUUGAUAGAUUAGAUAUUAUUAGAUUAUAAAUUAAGAUAUUAAAUAAAAAUGAUUACCUUUAACGUUCAAACAAAUUAAAUAUCAGUUUUCGUUGCAUUGCAACCACAAAAAAUGUAAUGUAUGUAAUGUGAGAAUAUCUUCAAAUAAUUUAAAUAGAAAAUAAUUAAUUGUAUUAUUUUCAUCCUUAUUAAGGAUAUAAACUUGAAGCAAAUUUCCUUAAAUUAUCUAUAACCGUUUUACGUUACUCAAACAUCCUUCUGGCAACAAUGCUGAAUAUUCGCUGGUUCCAGUUUCUUAACUAUUAUUAUAAGAUUUGAUGUUGUUUUUUGUCAUGUAUCAUCAUGAAAUUAAAAUAUUGUUUAAAAAAAAAAAUCCCUAUGAAGAAUAAACUAUAUCCAAUA